Messenger RNA from Amaranthus tricolor (Joseph's coat), 1766 nucleotides. Its product is annotated as DNA-repair protein XRCC1. The record is from RefSeq and is a predicted model, not a curated record. Gene Ontology annotation, biological process: single strand break repair; double-strand break repair via nonhomologous end joining; base-excision repair. Lineage: Eukaryota; Viridiplantae; Streptophyta; Magnoliopsida; Caryophyllales; Amaranthaceae. The coding region runs from base 437 to 1495 and encodes 352 amino acids. Gene Ontology annotation, molecular function: damaged DNA binding. The transcript has 9 exons.
AACUCUUUUUUAUUAUCGCAUUUGGAAAUUUUCAAGCUUUCAAUCUUUUUCACCGUAACUGGUUUUUUCCGUUCUCGGAAACUGCAAUCGAAUAUGACAGUAAGCGGAAACGCGAUCGCGACCGCGACCGCGUUCUAACACCAUGUUGUAAUUGGACCGCCUAAUUUCAUCUUCCCUCUUUUCAAAUUGAAGAAAAGUUUCCAUCGUUCUUCUUCAAGACAGAUUAACUGGGGAAAUUCACAACUGAGGUCAUUCAAAACUGGCGUAAUUUUACAAUAGCUUUCAAAACUAAGUAAUUGUAAGGCAGAGCAACAAAUGCAGGGCUUCAAUGCUGAGAGUGUUGAUGCUGUUGACCAUUGAGAUAUAGCAGCUUCAAUUUGAUUCUCCAAUCACAACAACUUCAAAUAUUGAAGGACUCAUUUGAUUUGAUCAAAGCAUGUCAUCUUCAAAGAAGCGAUCCUUACCUUCUUGGAUCACUGUAAGAGAUGAUGAAAAUGGCGGAAAUAACUCUGACGUUAGUCCUAAUAAAUUGGAAUUCUCCAAGCUUCUGGAAGGGGUAGUGUUUGCUUUAUCAGGGUUUGUGAAUCCUGAGAGGGGUAUACUGAGGUCACAGGCCUUAGAAAUGGGUGCAGAAUAUAAGCAAGAUUGGAAUUCCGAAUGCACUCUUUUGGUUUGUGCUUUUCAUAAUACCCCUAAGUUUAGGCAAGUUGAAGCAGAUGGUGGAACUAUUGUUGCUAAGGAAUGGAUAAAAGAGUGUUACACCCAGAAAAAGCUUGUUGAUAUUGAAACUUAUCUUAUGCAUGUUGGUAAACCUUGGAGGAAAAACAAUUUAACUCAUACGGGAAACCUAGCUUGUGAAACAUCCCAACCUAGUAAACCUCGCAGGCAAGGAGUGAAGGUACCUGAACUUCAACCUGAUGUUUCCAGUUCACAAAAGGAAUCAAGAGGCAACACAUCUGAAUUUCAUAGAGACAAAUUCUCUGUUUCCAAGGUGAAAAAAUGGGCAGUUGAUGAUUUGCUCAAAACCCUGACAUGGCUUGAAAGUCAGAAAGAGAAGCCUGAGCCAGGUGAAAUAAGGAAUGUAGCUGCCGAAGGGAUCUUGACUUGUUUACAAGAUGCCAUAAAUUUGCUUGACAACGAGCAGGGUUUGCAGCAAUUGACUGAACAGUGGGACAUGGUCCCUCACGUGGUUAAAGAAUUGAUAGAAAUUGAAGGUUCUGAAACAUCCACAAUUUCCAAGAAUGAUCUACGUCAGCAGGCUGUUGCAUGUAAGAAGAUUUAUGAAGAGGAACUUAAGGGAGCAUGUGUUAAUGAGAUGAGCCGAGAGCCAAAUUCUAAAGGCCGCAACACAGAUAAAGGGAAACAUCGCUCGUCUAUUGACAGAGCGAGCAAUUCAUUAAAUUAUGACAGUGAUGAAACGAUUGAAAUGUCAGAAGAUGAAAUUAAUGAUGCAUACAAUAGUUUGGCUUGUAAACUAAGGGAGACAAAGGGGUAGUUACUGUUGUUUUCUGGUAGUCAUAAAUCUUUACAUCGUUAAUUCUGGCUAUUCAAUUGAAAGAAGUUUUUGUUUGUAAUGAGAAAGAAGGUUACAGAAAAAGUCAUGCCUCUCCCACCCAUAUUUUGCAAUUGAGCUUAUUUUCCCAUAAAAUAAUUUGCCCCAUAUUCAAGUAUAGAUGCCAUUUAAUCUUGUCCUUAAUUUAAACUAUCGUUAUAUGAGAAUUACGAGAACUAAUUAGUCGGAUAAAAAGUAUAAUUUUUUACUAAAA